AUGGCCUGGGUGAAUGCCUUCGAGCGCCGGCCUUUGCGGCAGCUGUUGGAUCAGCACCGUGAGGCGAUCGAUGCCAUGCGGCAGGAGCUGGGUGACAGCCCUUUCGACGACACCUCCCUGCUGCGCUAUGCCUUAAGCUACGGCCAACGUCCACACGAAGCGGUGGAAGCAGCGCGCAAGGCCUUGGCUUGGCGCCAGGAGCACAGGGGCUUGGUGGAAGCCGCCCGUGAACGAAAAGCCCCUCCUGGCUUAAGCACUUCGGAGCUUUGCACCCUGCAGACUUUGCUUCUGACUGCCUUCCAUGGAACCACGGCUUUUGGAGAUCCGCGCCUUGGCAUUGCUCACGGAGUAGGAACCCGAUUUGUUUCGUCGGCGUAG
Molecule: messenger RNA, 378 nt
Organism: Durusdinium trenchii
Lineage: Eukaryota; Dinophyceae; Suessiales; Symbiodiniaceae
Source: the annotation of a GenBank genome assembly